Messenger RNA from Bipolaris maydis ATCC 48331, 423 nucleotides. RefSeq lists its product as uncharacterized. The record is from RefSeq and is a predicted model, not a curated record. Lineage: Eukaryota; Fungi; Ascomycota; Dothideomycetes; Pleosporales; Pleosporaceae.
AUGUUGUGGCGAAUUAUAUAUGACGGCUCUCGCGGUAAGUACUUUGAAGGAGAGGGUAUAUGGGCGGAGGACCAAGACAGCGGCAUCACUUUUAAUUCGGACGAUGACACGCUGCGUUGGGUGUUCGGAGGCCAUCUCCGUUGGUGGGUCAGACGCGCUUCUCCCUUCAUUUCAACGUACAGUAGCAAGCGUGUAGUGCGGAAACAAGCAGAGCAGCGUGUUAGAGAGGGAAAGAAGAAUGUAACCAUCUACGAGAUCGAUGUGAAUGCUAGUAAUAUGCGUGUGGAGUAUCGCAAUGUCAGACGUCUAGCCGAUAAGCUGGGCAUGAUUAUCCCUAGAUAUGCCUGGCACAAUUCGAAGCACGAGUGGAUUGUCCUUGGUCAUAUUCCGGACAGAGCAGUUAGGGUCUACCACAAGUUUUAG